This is a messenger RNA of Priapulus caudatus, 2312 nucleotides long. Its product is annotated as atrial natriuretic peptide receptor 1-like. Gene Ontology annotation, biological process: cGMP biosynthetic process; receptor guanylyl cyclase signaling pathway; protein phosphorylation. Gene Ontology annotation, molecular function: peptide receptor activity; protein kinase activity; ATP binding. The record is from RefSeq and is a predicted model, not a curated record. Lineage: Eukaryota; Metazoa; Priapulida; Priapulimorpha; Priapulimorphida; Priapulidae. The transcript has 15 exons. The coding region runs from base 204 to 1931 and encodes 575 amino acids.
UUCACAUCGUAGCGAACUAUUACGGCGCACGGCAGAAAUACGAGCCGGUGCUUGGAUCACCUAUCCACUGGCCGAACGGAGUUGUUCCGCCCGAUGUGCCCCUGUGUGGAUUCAAAGGCGACAGUCCGGCAUGCUUGCCUAAAGAUUCGUUUCCGGCGUGGGAAGUCAUUGGCGGAGCAGGCUUUCUACUGAUCACGCUAGCCAUGAUCAUUUCCUUCGUCGUGCACAGGAAGUACAAGCUGGAGCAAGAGUUGGCGGACAUGUCGUGGAAGGUAGUGUGGGCUGACAUAGACUUCAGUAAGCACCGCACACACAGUAUGGCCUCAGUCAGCAAGUUGUCUAUUAUGUCGGCAGCAACAGACGUGCAAUCAAUGGGAAGUCUGCCGGCGAAUGCUGAGGGCCAGAUGUUUACAAAAGUUGGACAUCUUAAGGGUCACAUGGUUGCUAUGAAGCACGUCGCCUUAAAAAAACUAGACCUAACGCGGGAAGUGCUGCUGGAACUAAAGCGCAUGCGCGACAUGAACCACGACAACGUGGCGCGUUUUGUUGGCGCAUGCGUGGAUCCAUCAAACGUCGCCAUUUUGACAGAAUACUGCUCGAAGGGCAGUUUGCAGGACAUUUUGAGCAAUGAAUCAAUCAAGUUAGAUUGGCUAUUUCGGUUCUCGCUUGUGAAUGACAUCAUAAAUGGCAUGAUCUACAUUCACAGCACGGCUAUCGGCUCUCACGGCCGACUUAAGUCGACGAAUUGCGUGGUCGACGGUCGCUUCGUGCUCAAGAUCACCGAUGCCGGACUUCCGUCUUUCCGAGAGUCUUCUACUUUACUACUUGACAUCGAUUCGUACUCGUACUUCCGAGCGCAACAAUGGACCGCCCCGGAGCUGCUGCGGCUGGACAGAGCUCCACCUGGUGGCACGAAGAAGGGCGACGUGUAUUCCUUCGCAAUAAUCUUGCAGGAGAUUGCUACGCGUGCUGACCCACACGAGACGAGCAACCUGUCUCCACGAGAGAUAAUAGAAAAUAUUAAAAAGCCCAUGGAGCCUCCCUUCCGGCCUCAAAUCGAUGCGAGCUCCUGCACAGAACAAUACGCGGCCCUGAUGAAAAGGUGCUGGGGAGAAGAACCGGAUCAAAGGCCUGACUUCACAAUGAUCCAGGCGACGAUGAAAAUAGUCAACAAAGGCCAGAAGGCGAAGGGCAACAUCGUCGACAAUCUCCUACACAGAAUGGAGCAGUACGCGAACAAUCUGGAAGAUCUAGUAGAAGAGAGAACAACGGCUUUCGUCGAGGAGAAGAAGCGAUCCGAGGAGCUGCUGUAUAGAGUCCUGCCCAAAUCGGUAGCAGAUCAGUUGAAACUUGGACGAAGCGUGGAUCCGGAGGCGUACGAUUUAGUGACGAUAUACUUCUCAGACAUCGUCGGUUUUACAGCAAUCAGCGCUGCCAGUACGCCUAUACAGGUAGUAAAUCUACUUAAUGAUCUGUACACUCUCUUUGACGCCAUAAUCGCCGAGUACGAUGUAUAUAAAGUGGAGACGAUAGGAGAUGCUUAUAUGGUGGUAAGCGGAUUACCGUUACGCAACGGUAACAACCACACGUCAGAGAUCUGCCGCAUGGCUCUCCAUCUGCUGCGUACUGUCACCGCUUUCAGGAUGCGACACCGCCCGACCGAUCAGCUAAAACUCCGCAUCGGCAUACAUUCAGGGCCGUGCGUGGCGGGUGUCGUUGGCCUAACCAUGCCUCGAUACUGUCUGUUUGGAGACACCGUGAACACAGCUUCAAGGAUGGAAUCUAAUGGACUGCCAUUGAAGAUACACGUCAGUGUUUGGUCGAGAAGGCUAUUAGAACCAUUUGACACAUUCAUCCUAGAGGAGCGGGGUGAGAUAGAAAUGAAAGGAAAGGGUGCUGUGCUUACGUAUUGGUUGUUGGGCGAAAAAUGAACUACAUGAAUGCAGAACAGUCACUUAUAAUUGUUUAAGUAGCAAUAGGAAGAUUGCUACUGCUAUUUACUGCUACUAUACGAUCCUUGCUGUAAGAAGCACCGUACCCCGAGCGCGAGGUCAAUAGAUCUAUUCUUGUGUAGGAUCCCAGACUAUUGCUGUUACGCUACUUAGAAGUAGUGCCGCAAAUUAUUGUAUGUCGAUGUAACAUUAUCCUUCUGAGAGAUAGAGCAUCCGUCAAACAGCAGAACUCAGAUCAUUACCAUGAAAAAGGAUAAAGACUGCACGCACCUAUUUACUUGUAUAGAGUAGUGUUGUAAUUUGUCUAGCUGUCCUUGGACUGUGCUAUACUAAUAAAUGUAGCUAAGCUGCAAGUCGCCA